Messenger RNA from Solea solea (common sole), 1720 nucleotides. Its product is annotated as 5-hydroxytryptamine receptor 3C-like. Gene Ontology annotation, cellular component: postsynaptic membrane; neuron projection; synapse. Gene Ontology annotation, molecular function: neurotransmitter receptor activity; extracellular ligand-gated monoatomic ion channel activity; transmembrane signaling receptor activity. The transcript has 14 exons. NCBI's taxonomy places the organism in Eukaryota, Metazoa, Chordata, Actinopteri, Pleuronectiformes, Soleidae. Gene Ontology annotation, biological process: signal transduction; regulation of membrane potential; chemical synaptic transmission. The coding region runs from base 35 to 1717 and encodes 560 amino acids. The record is from RefSeq and is a predicted model, not a curated record.
CAGGCAUAAGAACUCAAAGACAGAUAAACACUUGAUGUUUAAUGUCAUGGCAUCCCAGCGGCUGAUUUUAAUCUCCAUGUCCACCCUGGUGUGGUUUCUAAUGCAAGCGGCUCCAUGCAGUGCCUUCACAGUGAAUUGCUCUGAGCCAAACCAACCUGCCCUUCUGAAGGCUCUGACUCCACUGUUUAACCUGAGCUCCAUACGACCUGUCAUGAACACAUCAACAAGUACCAACGUCAACAUUAGCUUCAUCAUUUAUGGAAUAUUAGGAGUGGAUGAAAAGUCUCAACUCUUGAUGACGUACCUUUGGCUCAAUUAUAGGUGGAUGAACGAGUUUGUCACCUGGGAUCCAACCCAGUGCGGCUCAGACAGGAUUGCUCUCCCCAGAAACAAAUUUUGGGUGCCAGAUAUUGUGAUCAAUGAAUUUAUGGAUGAAAACACGGCCCCUGAGGUUCCAUAUGUGUACUUACAUAGCGAUGGUUUGGUGCGCGACGCUCUACCGGCCAAAGUUGUGAGCUCCUGUAACCUUGAUAUUUAUACCUUCCCAUUCGACGUACAGAAUUGCACUUUCACCUUCAACUCCUACCUCCACUACGCGAGCGACAUAAAGAUUUUCCUGCACAGAACUGUACAAAGCAUUACAGAACGCUCCAAAAAUGUAAUGACCACAAUGGGAGAAUGGGAGCUGCUGGAUAUCACCUUCCACGAUUACCUGGACAAGCAUGGAGCGGAGUACAUCGAUGAGCUUGCAUUUCAUAUCAGAGUGAGGCGCCGAGCGACGCUAUACGUUGUGAAUCUGCUGAUUCCCAGCUGCUUCCUCAUCACGGUUGACCUCUUCAGUUUCCUGCUGCCUCCACAAAGUGUGGACAGAUCCUCCUUCAAGAUGACCCUCAUCCUGGGCUACACCGUCUUCCUGCUCAUCAUGAACGACCUGCUGCCCAUCACUGGAAACACUAUACCUCUCAUAAAUGUGUUCUUCUCUCUCUGCCUGGCUCUGAUGGUUGCCAGUCUACUGGAGACAAUCCUCAUCACCAACCUGCUGUGCGGCUCUGUCAAAGACUCUCCAGUUCCUCACUGGAUCCAAGUGCUCGUUCUUCAGAUUUUAGGUUUUCUUGUUUUCCUGCCACGCAAAGCUAAAAAUUCAGACAUGGAGCAAAAUGUUGCAGUGAUAAAGCUUGAUGCUGUUGUGGGACCUCUACGGGAGAAGGGGCCAGUGGUGGAGGACAGGGUCGUGCAGGAGCUGAGAAGCCUGGCCACGGACCUCCGGGCUCUCCGCCUCCAGGUGGAGCAGCAGCGGCUUGAUGGAAACCAAAGCUCGGAGGAUUGGAUCCAGUGCUGCCUGCUGAAAGUCAAGCCUUCUAAGCUUCUGUUCAUCUUCAUCUUUCUGCUCAUGCACGCAGGGAGCAGUUCCUCCAUGCUGAACUGCUCUGAACCCAACACACCAUCUCUACUGGAGGCGCUCAAACCAGUCUUCAAACUAAACUCCAUUCGACCAGUCAUGAAUUUGUCAACCGUAACUAAUGUCAGCAUUUCCUUCACCCUGUUUGCCAUUUUGGGUGUGGAUGAAAAGGCGCAGAUUUUCAAAACUUUUAUUUGGCAAUCUUUAAGAUGGAGAAAUGAGUUUGUCAGCUGGGAUCCAGAACAGUGUGGUACUUUCCGAAUUUCAGUUCCGAGGAAACUGCUCUGGGUACCUGAUGUGGUCAUUAAUGAGUUGUAAGUG